Messenger RNA from Ilex paraguariensis (yerba mate), 1856 nucleotides. NCBI's taxonomy places the organism in Eukaryota, Viridiplantae, Streptophyta, Magnoliopsida, Aquifoliales, Aquifoliaceae. The record is from the annotation of a GenBank genome assembly.
AUGGAGCUGGCCUCUGCCUCAUUCAAUGCAUACUGUACAGUUUCAUUCAGACCAUCGCCCACAACUACUACUAGAGACCACUCCCCGUCCUUCUCUCUUACCAGGAACUCAGUUCCAGGUCCAUUACAUUUUCCUUCCAAAUUUAAAGGUUCUUAUUUGCAACUUCAUACAUUGAGGCUGCAACGUUCCUCUCUUGUGGCUGUUGUUGGUGAUACAAUGGCAGUACCAAAUGAUUCAACUAAAGAACAUAUGUUGUUUACCGAACAAUCUGAUCCCACAUCUAAUCUGGAUCCUUCUCCAAAAGAAGGGGAACACAACGAAGCAAUUGAAACCUUGGAUGACAAUAAAAUGGUUCGUGUUUGUGACAAGCUAAUUGAGGUUUUCAUGGUUGACAAGCCAACUCCAAGUGACUGGCGAAGAUUAAUUGCUUUCAGCAAGGAAUGGGACAACAUCCGGCCUCACUUCUAUAAGCGAUGUCAGGACCGAGCAGAUAUUGAGAAUGAUCCUGGGAUGAAGCACAAGCUGCUUCGGCUUGGAAGAAAGCUGACAGAGGUUGAUGAAGAUGUUCAAAGACAUAAUGAACUUCUUAAAGUUAUCAGAAAAGCACCAUCUGAGAUCAGUGAAGUUGUUUCUAGGCGUCGUAAAGAUUUCACAAAAGAAUUUUUUGCACAUCUUCACACGGUAGCAGAAUCUUAUUAUGACAAUCCACAAGAACAAAAUGAUGUGGCAAAGCUUGGGAAUAGGUGCUUGGCUUCUGUACAAGCUUAUGAUACUGCAACUGAAAGUAUUGAAGCACUGAAUGCUGCAGAGUUGAAAUUUCAAGAUAUAGUCAAUUCUCCUUCUUUAGAUGCAGCUUGUCGGAAGAUAGACAGUUUGGCUGAGAAAAAUCAACUUGAUUCGGCACUGGUACUCAUGAUAACAAAAGCUUGGUCAGCUGCCAAGGAGUCAAACAUGGCCAAAGACGAGGUAAAAGACAUAUUGUAUCAUUUGUACAUGACAGCAAGGGGUAAUCUUCAGAGAAAUAUGCCUAAAGAGGUUAGGAUACUCAAGUAUCUUCUUACAAUUGAAGAUCCUGAAGAGAGAAUGUGUGCCCUAAAAGAUGCUUUCACCCCUGGAGAAGAACUUGAAGGGAAGGAUGUAGACUGCCUAUACACCACACCAGAACAUCUGCACACCUGGAUUAAAACGGUGCUGGAUGCUUACCAUUUCAGCAGAGAAGGCACUCUUAUUAAGGAAGCUAGGGAUUUGAUGAACCCAAAAAUCAUUCAAAAAUUGGAAGAGUUGAAGAAAUUAGUCCAAGAUAACUUCAUGUAAGCACCAGUUACACUUCUCAGAAGCUUUCUAUGAGUAGUCUUGGUGCGAAAGUCUCAACUUCUUCCCAUCGGGUUCUUAAGUCCAUGAAGUAGACUGUAGAGCUGUGAUUUGGUUACACCCAUCACCCCUUGUGAGAUAUUGCUCAACAACUUCAUAACUUUGUCCUGAAAGUUCAGCAGCGACGAUGACCUUAGAAAUGUUCACGGUGUAUUUUGGUGGAAAUCAUGGAAACUGGAGUAUAGUAGGAAAGGUCGUAAUGAUUUGGACUAGCCUCAUUGGACAGAGAAGCAUGAUUAUCUAAGUCGACGAUACUUUAGUUAUGUUGGAAUUAUGUAUCAAUUUUGCUAUAUAAUAUGCCUUCCUUUUUGCCCCAGACCACAUAUAGAUAUGAAUUGUUUAGUUAGAGAAAUUUAACGUAUUUGGCAAUGAACAACUCAGAAUGAACUCAUUCCGUCUCUGUAUAUUGCUCACUCCUGUGGUAUUUUUGUUUCCUUUAUAUUUCACUGUGUGAGGGCGGACUUUGAUACAACGGUAAGAUUGAU